CUUAUAAGUACAGUUAUCAUAUCAGUAACACCCCGUCUCAAACGAAGACCUUAAUCAUUCAUUCAUUAGACGAGUUCUAAUCACUUGCCACGUUGACAUGUCCGUACCUGCUGUUUAGCGACACUUCCCCCACGUCGGAAGAUGAACCUCUGAGGAAACCUAUCCCGCUGCACGAGCAGACCGUCAAGGAUGAGAAGGGACGCUACCAGAGGUUCCAUGGAGCCUUCACUGGGGGAUUCUCUGCCGGGUACUUCAACACCGUGGGCACCAAAGAAGGGUGGACACCAGCCACCUUUGUUUCAUCCAGACAGCAGAAAGCAGGCAGACAGAAUGCCAGGCCAGAGGACUUCAUGGAUGAGGAGGACCUGGGGGAGCACGGCAUCGCCCCCAGACAAAUCACCACUACAGCUGACUUUGCCUCAGGCAGGACGGAUGUGAUCAGGGACAAGGCCAGAGUCAUCACCUCUCUAUCAGCCCCUAUCCCAGGGGACACUGUCCUGGAAGACUUGGUGGCUCCAGCUAGGUCCUCCAUGGGGGUCGAGUUACUGAGGAAGAUGGGCUGGAAGGACGGCCAGGGGGUUGGGCCCAGGGUGAAGAGGAGGCUGUGCAAGCAGAAAGCAGAUUCAAGGGUGUUCGGCUCGGCCUCGCCUCCCAACGGUUCGUCGGAAUCACAGGAUGAGGAGGACGGAGAGUUCGUCCCCGACAACGUGACCUUCGCUCCUAAAGACGUGACUCCUAUAGACUUCACCCCUAAAGUGGACCGUCACGGCCUGGGGUACCGGGGUCUGAACCCGCUGGCGGCCCUGAGGGGAGGUCCGGGCGCUGGACACAUCAACCUGUUCACCAUGGACUCAGACAGGACCAACAACCUGUUUGGAGAGGACAAGAAGGGACAGAAACGCAGAGGAGGAGUUGCAGGACAGGGGUUUGGUGUGGGUGCGAUGGAGGACGACGAUGACGACAUCUACCACAGAGACAUCAUGUCUAACUACGACACGGUGCUGGGAGGGGAGGAGCCUGGGGACGGCCUGUACGGAUGGACCGCCCCUCAGCAGUACAACAGGAAGAAGAAAGACCACAGUAAAGACGCUGCUUAUCUGGGUAAAAUCCUAGAAGGAUUCACCUUGUCCUCCGAUAAGAUAGAGGCCAAAACAAUCUUCCCUCCUCCCAACCUGCCCAGAGACUUCAGGCCGGUCCACUACUUCCGUCCCGUGGUGGACAUGUCCAGCGUCAGCCCCAUGGUAGCCCAGGCCCUGAAGACGUCUCGGGGACACAUGACCCAGGAAGAGCCCUCUAAGGGGGGACGCCACCAGCUGGACUCUGCCCAGAGGCGAGAGCUGCUAGGGGAGGCUGCACUGCAAGGCCCCAGCUCUGUGUUUGACCUGCUGAAGGCUGAGGACAGAGAGAGACUCUCCGGCCUCCGGAGGCCCUCCUCAGAUACCAGCUCAGGCCCCAGACAGCCCACCCCUGGGGAGACCAGAGCAGCUGUGGUGGCUGCAGGGGUGGCGGCUGCAGCAGCCAGAGCCUCCGCCCAGAAGGCCCUGUCUAGCAGGUUCUCACCCCAAGCAGAGCUGCAGCAGGAAGCUCUGAGUGUGUGGAGCGGUCCUACAGCCCAGGCCCAGACAGGACAGACCUUCAAACCCUUUGAGAGGACCCCUCAUAAACAGGCCCGAUACGACCUCUACAUAGACCAGCUCAAACAGGGAGACAGAGAUGCCCUGGAGUUGAGCUUGGACCCCACCAUGACGGAGUGGGAGAGAGGGAGAGAGAGGGACGAGUUUGUCCGUGCUGCUCUCCUCUACAAGCCCAGCAACUCCUCUCUGUCCGGUCGCUUCACCAGAGCGAAACAGGAUGACGGUGUGGAGGCAGACGCUGUGGAGGUGACACGAGAUCAGGAGAAUGAUGUGGACGACAAGCAGGCAGCCGUGAAGAUGAAGAUGUUUGGAAAACUGACCAGAGACACGUUUGAAUGGCACCCUGACAAACUGCUCUGCAAGAGAUUCAAUAUACCUGACCCCUAUCCUGGGUCAGGGUUUGUGGGAAUGCCCAAAGUGAAGAGAGACAAGUUCUCUGUGUUUAACUUCCUGACUGUAUCAGAGAGUCCAACAGCUAGUGCUUCCCCCGCUCCACAAGCUGUGAAGCCGUCUGAGCCAGGGAAGAGGUCCAGGUGGGAUGUGUCUGGCCAGGCUGGGGACAAGGAGAGGAAGGAGAAGGAUCCGGUCAGUGAGUUCCUCAGUGUGGCUCGUAUUGAAGCCUCUGGGUCAGGACCAGACACCUCUACUACUGAUGACCCUACAACGGAUCCUACUGGAGAGCCAGACAUGGAGAAGAAAGACGAGGAGGAGGAGGUGGAGGAGGAGGAGGAGAACAGGCCACCUAUGGAUCUGUUCAAGGCCAUCUUCGCCAGUUGUUCAGACGAGAAGUCUUCCUCUUCUUCUGAAGGAGAGAGUGAGGAGGAGGAGAAGGAGGAAGGUGUCCGGAGCAAGGCUGGGACCGGGCCUCAGAUAUCUAACCAGUUGAAUGUCAACACACCCCGACCUGCUCCUCCCGUGUCUGUGUCGGCUACACCCGGCCUGCACCCAGACGUUGUGUUCAAAACGCCCAGUGGUCCUGCCCCUCCCCCUCGGGACCAGGAAAUGGAAGAGGAGGAGUUUGGACCUCGGCUGCCUCCUGCUUCCUCUACAUUGACAGCAGAGCGCCGUCCGUCCCCAACUCUCUCUGCUAAGGACGACAAACACAAGAAGAAGUGUAAGGAGAAGCACAAAGCCAAGAAAUACGGCAUGCACAAGAAGGACAAAAAGCAGAAGAAGAAGCACAAGAGGCACAAGCACAAAGCCAAGCAGAAGAAGAGCAGUAGGAAGGAGGAGUCAUCAGACAGCAGCUCAGAGGGGAGUGACGGGAACAGCAAGGAGGACGGAGAGGAGGGAGGAGGGGUAUCAACAGAAGAGCUGCUCAAAAGGUUGAAGAGCAUCCGUGGGAAGAAUCUGCAGUGAAUCAGUGAACCGACAGACAACAGGAUCCACCGUGUCCUCCAUGAGGAUAGAUACCGGAGACGGGAGUCAGGAACCAUUCUGUAUGGCAUUUAGUCAGGAACCAUUCUGUAUGGCAUUUAGUCAGGAACCAUUCUGUAUGGCAUUUAGUCAGGAACCAUUCUGUAUGGCAUUUAGUCAGGAACCAUUCUGUAUGGCAUUUAGUCAGGAACCAUUCUGUAUGGCAUUUAGUCAGGAACCAUUCUGUAUGGCAUUUAGUCAGGAACCAUUCUGUAUGGCAUUUAGGAAGUCCAAUAGCCCUGUUGUACCUAUGCUGAUGAAAGAGGGUCUUACUUUACAUUUUUAAAUGUAAUUCUCAUGAGAUGUGAGUUUUUUUUGGCUGAUCAAUGUCUCGGGCUGAUUAUGUUGAGAGAUCUUGAAUUGUUACUAUUGUCUGUUAAUCAAUACAAAGGAGAUAAAAUAAAAAAAUAAAAACA
Salvelinus fontinalis (brook trout) is the source of this 3466-nucleotide messenger RNA. RefSeq names its product G patch domain-containing protein 1-like. The transcript is spliced from 21 exons. Gene Ontology annotation, molecular function: RNA binding. Gene Ontology annotation, biological process: mRNA processing. Lineage: Eukaryota; Metazoa; Chordata; Actinopteri; Salmoniformes; Salmonidae. The record is from RefSeq and is a predicted model, not a curated record. The coding region runs from base 351 to 2993 and encodes 880 amino acids. Gene Ontology annotation, cellular component: nucleus.